ACUGUUAUGUGAUAAAUUUAUUGCUUAUUUGUUUCCAUCAGUAGAUGAAGAUUAUAAGGAUUAUGAACAAUCUAAAGAACCACCAUGCUAUCCUACCGGCACCACUACCUCUUGCAAUGAUAAAUUAGCUAUUCUCAGUGAUUCAUCUUGGGUGAAUUUUGUUUACUAUGAUCCUAAUACUAGUUUUACGGAUGGAACUUCUUUGACCAUGCCUGUUGGAUUUGAUUUCCGAGUUUCCGCUAAUAGUUCAUCUGCAAAUGAUCUUAGUCCAGCCUUCAUAACAUACCCGGCAAUAAGACUUGUUGAUCCAAAUUUAUUUAACAAAGAUAAUAGUCGAGCUACUGAUAAGCUAAAUGAUAUUUUGAGCGAAGAAAUUAAUACGUACGUUCUUUCACCGUAUCAG
Messenger RNA from Racocetra fulgida, 403 nucleotides. Lineage: Eukaryota; Fungi; Glomeromycota; Glomeromycetes; Diversisporales; Gigasporaceae. The record is from the annotation of a GenBank genome assembly.